Molecule: messenger RNA, 2160 nt
Organism: Haliotis rubra (blacklip abalone)
Lineage: Eukaryota; Metazoa; Mollusca; Gastropoda; Lepetellida; Haliotidae
Product: ATP-dependent RNA helicase DDX19A-like
Exons: 12
Coding region: 162-1709 (515 amino acids)
Biological process (GO): poly(A)+ mRNA export from nucleus
Cellular component (GO): nucleus; cytoplasmic stress granule
Molecular function (GO): RNA helicase activity; ATP binding; RNA binding
Source: RefSeq, a predicted model, not a curated record
AUAAUACAAUAGAAACAUACCCUGACGAGGAUAUCUAUGAACGCAGUGGACGUUUGUCAAGGGAAACAUGCUAAACGAUCUCUGGUGUUGGUGAUAAAAUCGACGGCUAAUAAAAAUGAAAGUUGAAGAAACUAAAAUCUGCCAUAGGUAGAGGAGCAGCAAUGGCUGACUGGGGAGAUGAAGUUGAUGCCCAAGAGAAGGGCCUGGCUGGUCAGGUAGAAAAACUAGCCAUCAACAAGAAUGAAUCUGCCAAUACUCAAGCAUCUAAUAGUACAAGUAAACCUGGAACUACCAACAUAGACCCUAUAUUAAAAGCAGCAGACACGUCAGGGAACUCAGCAGACACUUCCGCACAACCGGCAGACACGCCAGCACAACCAGCUCAAGCUGCAGCAAAAGCAGCCGAGGAAGCUACGGAAGAGAAAGUGACGACCAAGGAGGAUGAAUCCUAUCUGCGGAAGUUGCUGCGGAACCAGUUAGUCAAGACAAAAAAUGACAUUGAGAUCCUGAGGAAAGAUCCAAGCAACCCUCUCUACUCUGUCAAGUCUUUCGAAGCAUUGAAUCUGAAACCUGAAUUACUGAAGGGUGUUUAUGACAUGGGUUUCAAUGCUCCCUCCAAGAUCCAAGAAACAGCUCUUCCAACAUUACUAGCAGAUCCGCCAGUGAACAUGAUUGCUCAGAGUCAGAGUGGUACUGGCAAGACUGCAGCCUUCGUCCUCACCAUGCUGAGCAGAUGUGACACUACCAUCAAUAAUGUACAGUGUUUGUGUCUGGCACCGACAUACGAACUGGCUCUGCAGAUUGGGGAGGUCACAGAGCAGAUGGCCAAACACAUGACAGACUGUAAAAUAGGUUAUGCCGUCAGGGGACAAAGAGUACCAAGGGGGCAGAAGGUUCAGUACCACAUCCUGAUUGGCACACCUGGCACUGUGAUGGACUGGUCAAUCAAGCUAAAGGUGUUGGAUCUGAGGAAGAUCCAGGUGUUUGUGUUGGACGAGGCUGACGUGAUGAUAGCAACACAGGGUCACCAGGACCAGUCUCUCAGAAUACAGAGGAACCUUGGUGUGCAGUGUCAGAUGUUGCUAUUUUCGGCAACAUAUGAUGCAGAUGUUAUGAAAUUUGCACAAGCUGUCAUACCCAAUGAUCCUGUUGUGAUUCGCCUGCGUCGAGAGGAGGAGAGUUUAGACAACAUCAAACAAUAUUACAUUGAGUGCCAAGAUGAAGCAGAUAAGUUCCAGGCAUUGUCCAACAUCUACGGUACAAUAUCCAUUGGACAGUCCAUGAUCUUCUGUCAGACAAGAAGAACAGCAUCAUGGCUAGCAGAAAAGAUGACCAAGGAAGGGCACGCAGUGGGAUUGUUGUCAGGGGAACUGGCCAUUGAACAAAGAGCGGCCAUUAUACACAGAUUUAGAAAUGGCAAAGAAAAGGUGCUGAUAACUACAAAUGUAUCAGCCAGAGGUAUUGAUGUGGAACAGGUGACAGUCGUGGUCAACUUUGACCUGCCUACACUAGACAGGAAACCUGACAAUGAGACAUACCUACACAGGAUAGGACGGACAGGCAGAUUCGGCAAGAAUGGCAUUGCAAUAAACAUGGUGGACAGUAAACGCUCUAUGGAUAUUAUGAGAUCCAUAGAAAACCACUUUGGUCGGAAAAUCACUAAGUUAGAUGCAGAUGAUGCUGAAGAAAUAGAGAAAAUCAGCACAUGAGGAAGAGGUGGAUGAAUGUUACUAAUAUCCCUCCUUGGAUCAUUCAUGUCAUCAACCUUAAUGAGCUGCUGGGCGGCUGUGACACUGAUACUGGAGCUGCUGCAGCGUAUCGGGAACUGUCUCCGGCAACACGCUGCAGCCCUCACGCUGCAACCCUCACAUUGUCCUCCCAUAGUCAAGUGUUGUGCCUAGCACACCACCAGUACAUGGUAAACAGAUUCCAAGAGUACCUUGCUUUUAAUGUCCUAUAUUUUUUAUCUGUAAGGUCAGUGUGAAUGUCAAAAUUAUUUUCAGAUCUUGAGAGCGGUGGGUGGAAACUGAAAACAGACAUUUUGGUUCAAUUGGCUGAUAUUUUUAACUUGUAUGUGAUGGAAGAUUGAUCUUUAACAAUGUUGAAUGUAUGUAUAAUUCUUUUUGUGAAGUCAAUAAAGUUUAUAUCCCAAUAAGUUUA